AUGACUCAAGCAUCGCUUUUAGAAACUUUCACUCUUGAUCAAGAAAUUAAUGAGUGGAUCGUGGGAGAUGAUAGUGUAAUACGUAUUUUAAGCAUUGAAAUUCGCGGUUAUGUGGACCAAAUCGAGGGAACGAGGACUGUAAAUUCUGGCUCAGGAGCCAAAAAAAAGUCUGUAUCACUUUUUAAAGUUAUUAUUAAUAAUGGCAGUAAAUGUCGUGUUCGCGUUCUUUUUUGGGGAGAUUUAGCAAUAAAGUAUUCUGCCUUGAUCCAUGACCGUACUGUUAUUACCAUUACACGUGGACGUACUUCAGCGACAAAUUGUCGAUACAUUAACCCAAUGGAUGCUGUUAUUCCACUAGAACUUUACAUCCUUCCUUCUACAGUGAUUGAGAUUGACAAGCAAAAGUUUCAAGAAGAAAAAAGUGAAGCUGUAAUCCCGACUGUUGAAUUGGAAGACAUUGUUAACUCAACUGGAUUAGUUUGGACUCAAGGAUACUUGAAGCAACCUUUUAUUAAAGUAACUGCAUACGGUAGUAGUUAUGGUAGUGGAGUUUUGGUAAAAGACAAAUUGAAAUUGCAAGUUAAGAUCGCCCAGUUUGAAGAAUUAGAAUCCCUACAAAAAGGUUGUUAUUUACGUGUCUGUGGUAAAUAUGAUGCACCUUUACAAAGUGCACCUCAGUUCUUAGUACGUUCAAUGGAUGACAUUACUCUAGAUGAUACUCAAGUUAAGUUAUCUGGUAAAGAACUUCGAUUGCUUGGAUACCAAACACCUAAACGUAAAUCAGAUUCAUCAUUGGAAGGAACUGCAAAAAAGUUUGGUCCAUUUGACCUCUAAAAACUGUCACCUCAUUUAAUAUUCGUAUAUGCGUUGUAACAAGAGAAAAUUUAACGUUAUUGACUGAAUUUAGUGAUCUGAUGUGAUAUUAUUCUUACGACUUAGUGAUCAUUAACAUAACCUGAUUAGUUAAUAAUUGGUAUUUUAAGGAAUUAAUAUAAGUUCCAGUCGAUGAGUUGAAAUUUCCGUUAUCAGACCGUUGUACUCUUUCAUUUUAUAUUUUUAAUCUUAUUAUCAUUUAUUUUUAAUUUUUAAUCUCACUAUGAUAAGUAUUAUCACUUCAAUUCAUUGUUACGUCGCUUUGUUAUCAUGAUCAUAACAUUUAUUUAUUCCGAAAAGGUUACAUAACUAUAGGUCAAUAAAAACAUUGAAUAUUUAACGAAAUUUUCUUACAAUUAACAAGCAAUGACAAACGAUGGUAUCUUGGCUAUAAUUAAUUGAAUCAUAUAAAUAUUCAAAGUACUCAGUAAUCGGAUAUUCAAUAUCCGUGUCUAGAUAAAGAAAUUUUCGUUAAGUAAAUUUUUCUUCUAUUAUCCUUAAAUUAAUAAUAAGUCAUAGAUAUUGUUGAUUUAAUCUGAUAAAUUAUUAUUUAUUAUUUACAGAAUAGUGACCUGAUUAGAUAAUAAAUGUUUGCA
Molecule: messenger RNA, 1469 nt
Organism: Microplitis demolitor
Lineage: Eukaryota; Metazoa; Arthropoda; Insecta; Hymenoptera; Braconidae
Exons: 6
Coding region: 1-834 (277 amino acids)
Source: RefSeq, a predicted model, not a curated record